AUGGUGGUCAUAGUAUGCGAACAUUGCAAAGGCAACAUAAGCGUAACUCAGAAACGAAUUAAAUGUACGAACAUCGCCUGCAAUCAUAUAUAUCACUCUGAUUGCGUUAAUUUCGAUGCGACGACCUCAAGAACUAUAUGGAAAUGUUCAUCUUGUGUACCCAAGGACAAAAAGGGAGAUAACCAGGGCGGGCGAUUGAGCAAGUCGGGCACACCAACUCAAAUGCCCUCAACGCCGGACAACCUUAGAGAAGAUACGCCGGACCCCCUUAAAGACAUGCUGGAAGAACUCAAAUCAUUCCGAGCAGAGGUCAGGGCGGAACUAAAUGAGCACACUGAAUCAUUCAAGAGACUUGAGGCUAGCUUUGCUUCCAUGAAGAACAACAUUCACGAUUUACAAGAGAAGGUGACUGCGUUGGAGGCAAAAACUGAAAGAAUCGACAUAAUUGAAAGGCAGUUAAGCGACCUCGUAAACAAAAACGAACACCUAGAAUUUGAACUUAAUCUAAGAGAUCAAAGAGAACGUAAACACAACUUGGAAAUAACAGGGAUCCCACAAACGCCCAACGAGGAUGUAGUCUCUGUGGUCGACAGGGUAGCGGACAUAAUUGGAGUACCCAUCGCAGCCGACGACAUAGAAUGGGUUCACCGAGUUAAGUCUUCAGUUGGGUCGACAGAGGACGCUGUGACACCGUCAAGCUCUGCGGCGUUACCGGCAACUAACUUUGCGGGCGUUGUGGCGGCUCCGAAGGGCCCCGCUCGUAUUAUAUUGCGUUUUCGACAGUUGCAAACUAAAAUCAACUUUAUGACAGCUGAGAAAGAACUUAGGCGCAAAAACAAAGGCACUGGGAUCACUACAGCGGCAAUGGGCUUUCCUGGUGAGCCACGUAGAGUCUACUUGGCUGAUAAUUUGACACCUGCAAACCGCCAACUACGACGUCUAGCAAAGGAAAAAGCAAACGAGAACAACUAUAAAUAUGUAUGGGUCCAAGAUUGUAGAAUCUUAGUUCGUAAAACCGAAAAAUCUAAAAUCAUUCACAUAGGUUCGGUUAGUGACUUAAACCAUCUCUAG
Molecule: messenger RNA, 1071 nt
Organism: Leguminivora glycinivorella
Lineage: Eukaryota; Metazoa; Arthropoda; Insecta; Lepidoptera; Tortricidae
Exons: 1
Coding region: 1-1071 (356 amino acids)
Source: RefSeq, a predicted model, not a curated record